UUUGUUCACCUACAGCAGAUGGAGCUGUACACAACAAUUCUUACUUUAACCAUUGUUCUCUCAACUGAUGCUGAAAUUGUACAUGAAUAUGUUGGAAUUCAUGGAUGCUCUGAGACAGAUGGAGAGGAUAUGCAUGAACUUGAUGAAGAGGAGAUGUGGCAUGCUGACUUCAAUCAGAAGAGAGGAGUAGUAACAUUGCCUGAUUUUGCAAAUCCUUUGGAAUUUACUCAUUUUUAUGAAACAAGUGUUAUUGAAAUGACAGGAUGCAAAAGUGAUGUAGCAUUUUUGACUAAAAUUUUCAAGAGCCCACCACCAGAAAUGGAUGCACCCCAUACAUCCAUCUAUCUAAAGGAUGAUGUAGAGCUGGGUGUUCAGAACACCCUCAUCUGUCAUGUGACUGGCUUCUAUCCUCCAUCUCUCAGCAUCUCAUGGACUACGAAUAAUGCUAAUGUGACAGAAGGCAUAAGUUUAAGCCAAUACCGUCCAAGGGCAGAUGGUACCUUCAACAUCUUCUCCACUCUUAAGGUUACACCUGCUGAAGGAGACAUUUACAGCUGUACCGUGAACCACAGAGCCCUCCAGGGUCAACCUCAGACCAAAACAUGGGAUGUAGAUGUUGCUCUCCCAAGUGUUGGUCCAGCUGUGUUCUGUGGAGUGGGUCUGACUCUAGGACUGUUGGGAGUCGCUGCUGGAACUUUCUUACUCAUUAAAGGAAACAACUGCAACUGACUAUAAAG
This is a messenger RNA of Sinocyclocheilus grahami, 737 nucleotides long. RefSeq names its product HLA class II histocompatibility antigen, DP alpha 1 chain-like. Gene Ontology annotation, biological process: antigen processing and presentation; immune response. The transcript is spliced from 5 exons. Bases 19 to 729 code for a protein of 236 amino acids. NCBI's taxonomy places the organism in Eukaryota, Metazoa, Chordata, Actinopteri, Cypriniformes, Cyprinidae. Gene Ontology annotation, cellular component: membrane; MHC class II protein complex. The record is from RefSeq and is a predicted model, not a curated record.